AUGAGGCAGAACACAACGCAGGUUGACUUUAGAGAAGAUGACGCUUGCCAGGAGAGCGGGGGGAUUGAACAACUGCAAUCUAACAAGGAAAAGGGUAAUACCAACAGGAUUAUAGGGAAAACCCAGCAGUUACAAAUGGCUGUUGUAGGAACCUUGCAGGACAGAGUGAUGGAUGUCUUUGAUAGACAUGACCCUUCAGUCAGCAUUGACCAGCUCCGAAAUGAGAUUUUGGCAACGUUUGAGGUGUCAAACGGAACGAUAAUUGUCAUCCUGGGAAAAACUGGAAGUGGGAAAAGCAGCCUGGCUAACACCAUAUUUGGAGAUGAACUGUUCAAGAUCGGCCGCACUGCCAACUCUGAAACUAGUAAAUGUGGAGCCAUAACAAAAUCUGUCAAUGGAAGAAACAUCACUUUGAUCGACACUCCUGGUUUCUUCGACACAGAUCGAUCUGAGGAGGAGCUGAAGCCUGAAAUAGUGAUGUGUAUCACAGAGUGCGCUCCUGGGCCUCAUGCUUUUCUCAUUGUGCUUAAAGUGGAGAGAUUCACAAAGCAUGAGCAGGCUGUCAUCGAUAAAAUAAACCAAUACUUUUCUGAAGAAGCUUACAAGUAUGCGACAGUUCUCUUUACUCAUGGUGACCAGCUCCCUGAAGGACAGACCAUUGAGGACUUUGUCCGUGGUAAUGAGCUUCUGAGUGAUCUGGUGAAGAAGUGCGGAGGCCGCUGCCACGUCGUUGAUAAUAAAUACUGGAAGAACAACCAGCAGGAUGAAUACAGGAACAACCAGUUCCAAGUGAAGGAGCUGCUCAAAACAAUGGAAAAGAUAACUGACGCAAACAGAGGAAGCUGCUACACCAAUGAGAUGCUACAAGUAGUGGAGGAAAAAAUCAAACAGGAGGUGGAGCUCAUUAGAAAGUCACCAGGAAACAUGUCAGAGAUAGACAUCAGAGAGAAGGCUAAAGACAGAGCAUAUGAUUGGCUUUUGAGCAAACUGGCAGGUAUCACAACAGGUGCAUUGUUAGGGGCUGUUUUUGGUUUAGUACGUUUGUUCAAAAGGAUGUGA
Messenger RNA from Anoplopoma fimbria (sablefish), 1059 nucleotides. Its product is annotated as GTPase IMAP family member 7-like. Bases 1 to 1059 code for a protein of 352 amino acids. The record is from RefSeq and is a predicted model, not a curated record. The transcript has 3 exons. Gene Ontology annotation, molecular function: GTP binding. Lineage: Eukaryota; Metazoa; Chordata; Actinopteri; Perciformes; Anoplopomatidae.